AUGACGGACGGUGCAAGACAACGAAGCAGCACGUCGGGCUCUGCCAAGGAUGCUGCCAGCGAGAAGGAGUCGGGAGGCGGAGUGGCGCUCAAGAAGGAGAUCGGGCUUGUGAGCGCCUGCGGAAUUAUUGUUGGUAACAUCAUCGGCUCAGGUAUCUUCGUCAGUCCGAAGGGAGUGAUGGAGUACGCCAGCUCCGUGGGCUUGGCCCUGGUCGUCUGGAUCAUCACAGGCAUCAUCACUGCCAUCGGGGCGCUGUGCUACGCCGAGUUGGGCGUCACCAUCCCCAAAUCGGGGGGUGACUACUCCUACGUCAAAGACAUCUUCGGAGGGCUGGCUGGGUUCCUGCGUCUGUGGAUCGCCGUGCUAGUGAUCUACCCGACCAACCAGGCCGUGAUCGCGCUGACUUUCUCCAACUACGUCCUGCAGCCACUAUUCCCCACCUGCUUCCCGCCGGAGAAUGGCCUCCGUCUGCUGGCUGCUGUCUGCCUCUUGCUGCUGACAUGGGUGAACUGCUCCAGCGUGAGGUGGGCCACCAGGGUGCAGGACAUGUUCACCGCUGGCAAGCUGCUGGCCCUCGGCCUCAUCAUCAUCAUGGGCAUCGUGCAGAUCUGCAAGGGAGAGUACUACUGGUUGGAGCCAGCCAAUGCCUUCGAGCCCUUCCGGGAGUAUGAUGUGGGUUCGAUAGCCUUAGCCUUCCUACAAGGCUCCUUCGCCUAUGGAGGGUGGAAUUUCCUCAACUACGUCACGGAGGAGCUGGUGGACCCCUUUGUGAACCUUCCUCGUGCCAUCUUCAUCUCCAUCCCCCUCGUGACCUUCGUUUACGUAUUUGCCAACAUCGCCUACGUCACGGCUAUGAGCCCCCAGGAGCUGCUCGCCUCAAACGCCGUUGCCGUGACGUUUGGUGAGAAGCUGCUGGGAGUCAUGGCGUGGAUCAUGCCCAUCUCUGUGGCUCUCUCCACCUUCGGGGGAGUCAACGGUUCCCUCUUCACCUCUUCACGAUUGUUCUUCGCUGGAGCCAGAGAGGGCCACCUCCCCAGUCUGCUGGCCAUGAUUCACGUGAAACGCUGCACUCCCAUCCCUGCUCUGCUCUUCACUUGCCUGUCCACCCUGCUUAUGCUGUGCACCAGCGACAUGUACACUCUCAUCAACUACGUGGGCUUCAUCAACUACCUCUUCUACGGAGUCACUGUCGCCGGACAGAUUGUCCUGCGUUUUAAACAGCCCGACUUGCACCGCCCAAUCAAGAUCAGUCUGAUAUGGCCGGUCAUUUACCUCAUCUUCUGGGCCUUCCUGCUCAUCUUCUCCCUUUACUCUGAGCCCGUGGUGUGCGGCAUCGGCCUGGCCAUCAUGCUGACUGGCGUCCCCGUCUAUUUCCUGGGAGUCUACUGGGACAACAAGCCACAGUGCUUUGACGCCUUCGUUGACAAGAUGACGUACUUGGGCCAGAAGUUCUGCGUGGUGGUUUAUCCGGAUUUAGGCAGUAGCAGCGGGAGCGGAGAAGAAGGAGAGGAAAUGAAGGAGGCCAGGUCUCCUCUGUCCAAAGAGGACGGAGACAACCACAAGUCAGCGGACUGCUAAAACAUCUUUAUAACAGACAUGUGGGUGCACUCAAACACACAAUGCAAACAUACAAUGCAGUGGAUUUACUGAUCAACACUCGUGCCCCCACACUUUAUCUGUUAAUAUUUUUUAUUUGGUUUCAUCAAUCAAUCAUUUCUGUGCCAAAUGUAGUAUAUAAGAUAUUUAGGGUAAUAUGAACCCUAAACUUCUUUGUUUUGGGGUUCUUCAAAUGUGCAAUAAAGAAAGGUUAGCACCUUUAAACUCCUCAGUACACGCUUAAACAGACACAUUUACUACUCUUCAUCAUCAUCCUGCUUCUCUUCCCCCCUCCUUCCUCCUCCACACACUCCCUGCACAUCCCUUUUUCUUAUUAUUUUUUUUAAUCUAAAGACUCUUACUGUACUGUGAUGGCUACGCAAUCACUUUUUCUUUGUUUUUUUUGCCACGUUGUAAAUUUUGCUUUGUCAUCCGUUCAACACACCAAAGCUGUAUUUUGAUUGUCAAAGCAGAAAAUCAGAUUCAGAUCAAGUCAUUUCAUGUCGUAAAUGUACACCAACUACUCCGUUUUGUUUUUUUCAAAAGUGACUGUGAUUCCGAAAUGUUUUUUGUAAUUGUGAUAAUUGUUUAUAUUUUUUUGCCUUUGUUGUUAUGUUAGUUUUAAUAUGUGAAUUUAAAUUUUUGUUAAUAUUCUUUUUUUUUCUAUUCAACAUCAUAAACAUCUAGGCCUAUUUUUUUUUUUUUACUCUUGCGACCGUGGAGGUGUAAGCCUGAAAGCUGAUGUGUGAUCUGUGCUUUGUAUUGGUAAAUGUGCUGGUAAAUGGUGCACAGUUCUUUGUUAAUUGCCUUAAUUAGAUUAUAUUCUGUAUUUGGGUGCCAUUGCAGUCAGUUUUUGACUGGAGAAAUGGUUAAUCCUCAUACUUUGGGGAAGUUUUUAACAUUUAUGGAAGGAACAACAGAAACAAAAAGUAUGAAUUUUCGAUUCUUGUAUGGACACUACACAGAUAAUGAACCCGUUAAAACUGCAAGUCCUGCAUGGACAUAGUUGACUAGAAAGGAUAACUAGGCAAGACAUGAUAGUUUUCACCACCACAUUUGCAUCGAUGAUAUGCAAACCCCUACACCGACACAUGUGAAUGCCUGUGUGAAAAACAGUCGUUUUGCGGCAGAAGUAUUUUUGUAGUUUACCAUCUAGCUUUGUUUAAAUAAUUUUUUUAGUUUGUUCUUUAUUUAGCCUGUAGAAAUGAAAGAUUUACAUAAAAAAAAGUAUUUUUUGAUUCAUGCAGUUCACUAGAAGAGAUUUUAGUGCGAUGUUAGUGCAGGCACCAGCAAAAAAAAAAAAAACAUAAACUGAACAUGCACCCCUAAAUGAACCCUGUGUCUGGUAAUAAUUAUGUAUCUAUACUUAUGCUGUAUGUUAUAGUAACAACACUCCUGCACACAUAAACACACAUUGUGUACUCUUUUGUCUUUCUAUACUCUUAAUUAGUGUCUCAGGGCAUGCCCACUGCCUUCUCCUUACAUACACUGCCGAAAACCUCCAGACCACGAAAACUCAGAUCUGACUGAUUGCCUCUUUGCUAAACGUCUGUACUGGUGCUUUUAGAGAAUAAUUUCCUCAGGCGUCUCAAUCUUACAAGCUACCCGCCCCCCCCCAAAAAAAAACAGGCAUUGGCAGACAUGCAUGAAUAGCUAUAUCCAGAAAGAAGAAGAAAUCAUUAAAGUUGGGCCAGUAUUGUAUAGGUUUCUCUUGUUAAACUGUAAGCGGAUCAGGGUGUCUUGGAUGUCUUCACAAGUACAAUGAUUGUGUUUUUGUGCCUGUACGGUUAUUGUAUAUUUACAGUAUACACAGAUGUCAUGACAGUCUGUAUAUUGUCUCUUAGUAAAUAAAAACCACUGACUAAUGUUUGAAUUUGUAAUUCAGGGCCUCAUUUAUAUAUUUUUUAAAGAAAUGCUCCUGUCUUUAUUCCACUCAUUUCAAACAAUGUGAUUAAAUUUGUACAUUUUCCAACAAUGAAAUGACAUUUCCUCAAUUUAACAUACAGUAUAAACUUGAAAUUUGUGAAUUUAACAUUUCUCACUCUUACUGUACAUAAAUGAGGCCUGAAUUUUUCCACCUCAGAAAACAAAUGCUGCGACUUUAUGUGAUACAGCAAUGUAAACAGUGCAAACAGCAACUUAGAGCUUUAAACGUUUAAUUGCUGCUUAUUCACUGCUUAAAAUCUAAAGAAAGUUUAGCUAAUUCCUUUUUUUUUUCUUACUUUCUUGCUGCUCAAGGGUCCCUAACAAGCUGCAACCUCCACUUGUUGCUUUAAAUCAGACCAAAACUGGUCUUCAAAGUGGUGGAAAUAUGAAGUUUUCUAUGUCGUAACACUCAUCAUGUGUGAUUCUUCUCUUCCCGAUAGUAAUGUUCUCUCUAUAUCACUUUGUGUACACAUUGGUCUGUAAUUUAAGUUGCAGUUUGCAGUCUAGCUACAACACAGAGACAUUUUUUCGACUGACAUCUCUCAAAUGUAAGUCUAUUUUUGUGUUAAAAAAUGUAAAUGUACAUAUCGGUGGCGAGUGUGUGACAAGAAUAAAAAAAAACAUACGU
This is a messenger RNA of Morone saxatilis (striped sea-bass), 4150 nucleotides long. RefSeq names its product solute carrier family 7 member 8a (gene slc7a8a). NCBI's taxonomy places the organism in Eukaryota, Metazoa, Chordata, Actinopteri, Moronidae. Gene Ontology annotation, molecular function: neutral L-amino acid transmembrane transporter activity; L-amino acid transmembrane transporter activity. The coding region runs from base 1 to 1578 and encodes 525 amino acids. The record is from RefSeq and is a predicted model, not a curated record. The transcript has 11 exons. Gene Ontology annotation, cellular component: membrane. Gene Ontology annotation, biological process: neutral amino acid transport; amino acid transmembrane transport.